Raphanus sativus (radish) is the source of this 546-nucleotide messenger RNA. RefSeq lists its product as uncharacterized. The record is from RefSeq and is a predicted model, not a curated record. The transcript has a single exon. Lineage: Eukaryota; Viridiplantae; Streptophyta; Magnoliopsida; Brassicales; Brassicaceae. Bases 167 to 493 code for a protein of 108 amino acids.
UGUUGAGAGCGGGCCAGAAAAAUGCAACAAAGUACGUAAUGCUAUAAAGCAAUUAUUUUGGUGCUUUCAGUAGACACAACACGAAAAACAUUCUCCAUCAACCCCCAAAAACAAUUGAGUUGCUUGCUUCUUAUAUUGAAGUUUUUUUCUUUUGUCUUCUCUUUUAAUGGAGAUAGAAUCUGUGAGAUGCGAGUGUUGCGGAUUGAUGGAAGACUGCACACAAGACUACAUUAGUGAAGUCAAAUCUAACUUCGAAAACAAAUGGCUCUGUGGUCUCUGCUCUGAGGCCGUGAGAGACGAAGUGAGUCGCCGGAAGAUGACUACCGUUGAUGAAGCUGUUAGGGCUCACAUGUCCUUUUGUGGGAAGUUUAAAGAUAAUCCGGCGGUUCUUGUUGCCGACGGUAUGAGGCAGAUGCUAAGGAGGAGAUCCGGCGACUUGACUUCCUCUGCUUCCAAGAAAGUUGGCAGAUCUAACUCCACCAAGCUGUACUAACUCAUGAUCCUUUCAUGUUUUAUUAAGUGAUUAAUAUAUAAUCGUUGAUGCUU